Caenorhabditis remanei is the source of this 402-nucleotide messenger RNA. RefSeq lists its product as uncharacterized. Lineage: Eukaryota; Metazoa; Nematoda; Chromadorea; Rhabditida; Rhabditidae. The record is from RefSeq and is a predicted model, not a curated record. The transcript has a single exon. Bases 1 to 402 code for a protein of 133 amino acids.
AUGCAAGCAAAUUCUUCGGCCAACGAGAUGACUGUUCCACAAGUUCCGGAAAAUGCGGAUUCGAGAUGGUCCACGUCUCCAGAAUUAUUGAACGACGUCUCUACUUACAACACUCCAUCAUCCUCUUCAUUCGGAUUGCCAAUUGAACCGAUGACAUGGGAUGAGAACCAAUUCUAUCCACUCGCAUAUAACCAAUAUCAAUAUCAUCAAUCUGCCCAACAAUCCUCCUAUGAUCAGAUGCAACCAAAUCAAAUGGGACAUGUCUAUCCAGGAUCUCAAUAUUCGUCUCCCGGAAAUUCCUCGCCAUCUGAUUCAACGUCCUCCACUCCUCCACAUUCAACUUCUACCGAUUAUUGCGUACCGCAUGAUGAUAUGUCUGGAUUCUCAUCGUACCCACUAUAG